GAAAUACGCCCCGCCCUUCCUAUGACAAUAUUAGAAAAAAUGGCGACGAGUCUACUGCGGCUUCCACUGCGGCUCUCCCCGAAAAAUAUGGGGAUAAUGAGCCGUAACACCGGCUUGAAAACAACAAACAUAUCCAGGGCAACUCAAAGCAGGACCGCAGUAUCAACGCCGUCGGGGGCAAUCUUACCAAGACCGGAUAAAACACCAUUUGGUCUCAUCCGCAUGACAGCAGUGGUGGUGCCUUUCCUGUAUGUCGGAACUCUGAUCAGCAAGAACUUUGCUGCUCUCUUGGAGGAGCAUGACAUCUUUGUCCCUGAGGACGACGAUGAUGAUGACUGAGCUAAGUUCAGCAAAUAAAUGGGUGCAUACCAGCCAGCACAAGGAAGAUUAGGAAGAUGGGAUCUCCAAGUAUCUCGUUUACCUCCACCCAUCUUCUUCUUCUCUCCUGUUUAUGUUUUUUUUUUUUUUUUUUACUAAAUUCAUUUUUUUGAAAUGUCAUAUCAUGUGAGGCUAUCAGAACUGCUAGUUAUGCCUUCACUCUUGUUUGCAUGUUUGUGUCUAUCACUCAAUAAACAGAGUCAAUUACACAUGGA
Scatophagus argus is the source of this 593-nucleotide messenger RNA. RefSeq names its product single-pass membrane protein with aspartate-rich tail 1b (gene smdt1b). The record is from RefSeq and is a predicted model, not a curated record. The transcript is spliced from 3 exons. Gene Ontology annotation, biological process: mitochondrial calcium ion homeostasis; calcium import into the mitochondrion. The coding region runs from base 22 to 339 and encodes 105 amino acids. Lineage: Eukaryota; Metazoa; Chordata; Actinopteri; Scatophagidae. Gene Ontology annotation, cellular component: uniplex complex; mitochondrial inner membrane.